Messenger RNA from Amphibalanus amphitrite, 3766 nucleotides. Its product is annotated as RYamide receptor-like. Gene Ontology annotation, molecular function: neuropeptide Y receptor activity. The transcript has 7 exons. Gene Ontology annotation, biological process: neuropeptide signaling pathway. Lineage: Eukaryota; Metazoa; Arthropoda; Thecostraca; Balanomorpha; Balanidae. Bases 453 to 2150 code for a protein of 565 amino acids. Gene Ontology annotation, cellular component: membrane. The record is from RefSeq and is a predicted model, not a curated record.
AGGUGCGCAGUGAAGGUCGCGAGGUGCGGGUGUUUGCAGCUGAAGUGGGGAAGUGGCGCCUCAUCUGUGGGUACGAGUGGCAGUGAGGAGGUGCUAAGCUGUUCUCAUCACGUGUGGAACGCUCGUGUUCUCAGCGGUUGCUCGUGGUUAAUGACGUUAUAUGCCGUUAUAUUCGGUGCUGGUGAACGUGAGUGGUUGUGUACGACACUUCUGGUCUCAACAGCAUGGCUGUCGCAGUGGACUACAGCUUCCCGGAGUGCUGGACCUAGUUGCUGAUUUACGUCAUGGCGACCGACGUCACAUUCCUUAUGACACAGGUGUAAUCUUUCGACUGGAAACAUCUUGCGGCGUCCUAGCUUUAGACGACAAUCUCAUCUGAGAAGCACAAGCGGCCCGGCUUUUAGAAGUAGCAUUGUCGAGGGCACUGGAAGCGUAGCAGAAAAAGGCAUUCCAUGUCACUGUCGGAAACAAACGAAUCUUCUGCGAGCGUUUUACCAAUGACAUCGACAACGAAUUCGCCACUUACAGACAACAUGACAUUUAUUGACGAGACGACAUCAUCAGUUCAUGAACCACUUCAAGGGAUGACGUUCCCAAAUGAUCUGAACAUCUCAUUAUCUCUUCCCACCCUCCACCCAUCAUCUUCAUCCUUUUCCACGUCUCCCAACUCAUCAUUCCUCUCAUCCAGAUUCAACACAGGAAACUCCUCUUUUGCUGACGAUCUGGAGAACACGCUUGCCGAUCUGAACGCCUCCCUACCAUCCCCAUUACCGGAGUUCCUGUUCAAUGACGACUGCUUGACCAUACCUCUUCCCGAUGACCCUGCCACACUCCUCCACGACUGUGUGUGCACCCACCCCAACCUCACCGUAGCGCAGUUCCUCCAAUGGCGCUGCGACCCUCCCGAACCUCCCUCUGAAGUCGGCUUCACCGUCAUCGUCUGGAUCAGCUUCACCAUCCUCUUCCUCGCCGGCCUGAUCGGCAAUGGACUCGUCUGUUACGUCGUCUACGCGGCUCCGAGAAUGAGAACCGUGACCAACCUCCUCAUCGCCAACAUGGCUGCGGGAGAUCUCCUCAUGACCACCCUCUGCAUGCCACUGACGGUGGUCUACGUGGUCCUUCUACGCUACUGGCCGCUUGGGGAUGCUCUGUGUCGGCUGGUAUCCUUCGCGCAGCCAGUGUCGGUGUACGUCUCCGCAUACACUCUUGUCGCCAUCGCGGCGGAUCGGUACAGAGCCAUCGUGUACCCUCUGGUGCCAAGAGGAUCGCGACGUCGAGCCAGGGUCGUCAUCGCAGUGGUCUGGACGCUGGCGGCGGCGACGUCGGUACCAGCGGCGGUGACGUCGCGUACCUUUGUACCUCCGGACCCGUGGUACAUGAUGCACGAGAGACGGGUCUGCCAGGAGCGGUGGGAGGACGAGGGUCGUCGCUACUACACCACCGCAGUGCUGCUGCUGCAGUUCUUUCUCCCGGUGACGGUACUGACCCUGACCUAUGGUCGUAUAGCCGUGGAGGUGUGGGGUCGCGGCGGACUGCCCUCCACGCGGCAAGAUAACCGGCAGCUGAGACUGGCCAGGGCCAGACGAAAGACUGUCCAGAUGAUGGUGAUCGUGGUGGCCGCCUUCACCAUUUGCUGGCUACCCAAUCACGUGCUACAGAUCGUAUACGACAUCCACCGGUGGGUGGGGGAGUGGCCGGGAAUCGGCUAUCUCUACACCGCCACGUACUGGCUCAGCAUGGCCUCGUGUGUGUGUAACCCCAUCAUAUACUGCGGGAUGAACGCCCAGUUCAGGGCUGCCUUCUCAGCUGUGGCCUCCAGGGUCUGUCUCCGCUGCCGGCGUCCUCCAGCCGCUAUCAGCCGCGCGGGUAGCAGCGUCCGCUCGCGGGCCACCUCCUACACGCAGUGGACACUGAGGUCACUGCGCCUGCGCAGAUCCAAUGGCUCCGCCCACUCGUGUCAUGCUCCGGAGCCGGCUGAGCGGCCGGCGGCGCCGCUCAACACCAAAGCGGCUGUGCAGGGCUCGGCCGCCACCGCGGCUCUUCCUCUCAGUUUGGACGUCACUUGCGGCCUGAGUUCAUCGAAUCCAAACUCACCGAGACCACUGCGACGGCAGUACCUGGCACUCUCCCGUCUCAAGAGUGUCCAGUGAGUGACGACACUGCUCGACAGAGGAGUGUUCGGUACGCGGACACUCUCAUGGAUGAGGAGUGUCCAAGGAGCGGGUCGGAGUAAUCGGAGUUCAUGGAGGGAGUAAUUGGAGGACUUGCAAUGUCCAAGGAACAGCGCCACCACAAUGGAGGGAGUAAUCGCUCACAUGCGAACUGUGAAGAACUAUUCAAGGAACGGUGACAUUUUCGUGCAGGGAGUCAGCGCUCACUGCCUUUGUUGAGGCUAGUGACCUAUGAGUGCAGGGUCUUGCUGAUGCGCAGGACUGGCCGCUGGGCCCCAUAUAGCUAAUCGAGAAGGUUUGCUUGGAUUAUGCCAGUUCCCUGGAAGUUUUUUUUUUUUCGAGUAAGAGGAUACGUCGCAGUUUUUCCAAACAGCUCAAGUGAGUCCGAUUGGAGUGAGCACGUUGUCAGUCUGGUUUCCAAAUUUCAGGAACAUUUAUAAAAAGAAAUCAAAAAGUUUAUAAAUUUCAGCUUUCUGUUUGGAGAAUCAGAAUCAUAGGCACAUAACUUGUUGGAACAAUAACUUGAGCUGUCCAUUGUCCAUGGUAGUGUCAUUGCCAUUGCCAGUGCCACUGCCCACCGCCAAACCUCAGAAGUCUAAGCGUGCGUUCGACAUCCGGAUAAUCAGGGAAAUUUUCCGGGAUCACUGGGAUCAUUCGGUGUUUUAGGCUGCCAUCGUGCACUGUGUACAGCGGACAUGGCAACGAGUAAAAGAGGAAUUGUGGAAGCAAAAACAAUCUAAAAAUGUGACUAAUUGCAUCGAUGGUCCUUGCAAUACCAAAAAAUGACCGGUGAUUUCGGAAAAUUAUCCCUGAUUAUCCAGAUGUCGAAAGCAAGGUAAAAUGUAAGGAAGCAAAUAAAUUCUUAGAAGUUAUUGGAGCAAAUGUCAUCACAUGAGAGCCUGAGACUGAAUGGGGAAUGACCCUAGCUAACCACUUGUUCAAAGCGGUUUUCCCUAUAAUUUGGUGAUAAAAGACAAAUACCCGAUCUUAAACUAUCUCAGUAACAACUACUGGUAUGUAGCUAGGAAGUCAGCGGGCUCUAUACAAUGUGCAUUGUGUGGAAUGUUGUAACUGUUUUUGGCGGAAAAAAUCGGUCUGUGUGCGUAUUUAUUUUCGUUUAACAAAUAAAGUCAUGCAGUAUCUUACUAUCAGCGAUAUUCUUACUGAUGUUUAAGAAGCUACCCUACAUAUGUAACUAUUCGGUGGAUGAAUGUUAAAUUUAAGUUGAACAAUUGAUUGUUCGAUGUUCUCUUCUGCUACAUGUUUGAUGUAUAGUGUAUAUCAGUCAAUGUUGAAGAUUUACUUAUAAUACGAGCUAUUUGUUAGGCCAUUUCAAAGCAAAAAAGGAUGUUUUCAUGAGUCUAUACUUUCAUAGACUCAAAGGACGAUCAAUUUUUAUGUACAUAUAAAUACAAAAAUGUCAGAUAAGUCGGCAAAUCAUUCGUUUGCUGUUUACUGUUUUGCGCACGUUUUCAUCUUAGACACUUGUAUGAUAAUCGUCAUUCACCACUGUUCACACAAGAAUAGAAACACUCUUGUCCUAGUCAGUGAAUGGCACGGCUUUUCCUGUGAUGUUAAAUAUAUAUUCUGAAAUA